ACGUUAUGAUGCACGUUUCCCGGCAACGUCGAAUGGCCGCUCUUUUUAAAUUAAAUUGCUUUUUUAGGAUUAACUUGAUUAAUUUGUGAUCAACCAUAAACUAUUAAUAAUGGAUCACAGUGAGCGGAAUUCUCCACGUUACCUUUCGAGUCCUGACAAAAAGCAAUUAAGCAAUCUGGAUGAAUUAUCACAAAAAAGACCCAUGUCCAGUUCUCGAAGAGCGGGGAAUAAAUCAUUUAUUUACGGUGAUCGACCAGUACUACCACAUAUAAAAAAAGAUCAACCAAUUCAUGUUAUUUUGGAAGGGUUAAAGGUUGACAAAAGAUCAAGACCUGAACCAACGCCGAGAGUUGUCAAAAGAGAAGAGCAUCAAAUGCCAGAAGAUUUCCUUGAAAACUUUGAACUUCCAUACAAACCCCCAUUUAAGGCUGCAAUAUUACCUCAAACUGGUACUUUAUCAAAAGUAGAUUUUACCCCUAGACCAAAACCGAAACCUAAAAGAGCUACAAAAUUACAUCAGAAAGAUUCUACAAGAACUCAGACAGCUUUUUCUUUAAGAAGUGUUCCCUUAGAUAUUGCAGAUUCGGAAGAUGUUGUUACAAAUUCGGCUGUUGAUGGAAAAGCUAGUCAAAUUUCAACUCAUUCUUAUAAAUCAACAAAGGAUUUGGUAGAAGAAGCGAGAAGAAUGGCUGAAAGCGGACCCAAAUUAAAAAAAUCUGCUUCUAGUAAAAGGGCCAGUUCAAUGAAAGGCACAAAAGCUGCAAAAACAAAAUCGGCCAGUACAGAAGAUGCUCCAGAUCAAAUGCAAACAGCCGGUGGUGACACCGUGGAAGAUAUUAUACUACGACUUAAGCAACAAGCAAAAUACGGAUUAGAGUCCGAAUCAGAUAAAAAGAUUAAGGAAAUAAUGAUAAAUGUUGUUAAACGAACUAAGGAAGUAUUAGGAGAAACUGCAAUAACCCUAGAGGAAGGACUAUUUAGCGAUCACGAAGAACAAGAGGAAGAACCGGAACCGACUGUUUCUAGUGAACAGAAGGAAGGCACGGAAACUGUUACUGAGGAGGAAAGUGUACCUCCGGUCAUACAGGAAGCUUUGGAAAAUCUACAGAAGGCGGCCAAAGAUGAACUCACAGUGCCGGAAGUUGAAAUCGAUAAAGCGGAAUCUUCUAGGUUAUCUGAAGACUUCUCCUUUCAACCUACCGAAGCAGGUCGAAUUACAAGUGCAAGUAGUAAAACAACGGAAAAGUCUAUUUUGGACAUUGAAGAGUUGAAAAAGACCGCGAACCUAAACCUAAAUGUUACCAAAGAAGAUAUGAUUAGCGCAAGUGGUUUUAAGAAAAAGCUUCACGCCGAUAAAAGACCAAUUAAAACUGUUAAAGAAGUAAAAGUUAAAUCCGAAGAGGAGAAGAUACCAAACGUUCAUUACUUUUGUACGCUUACUCAAGACAUUCAAAUGUCGGAUCCGGCGAGAAAUGUUUGGAAAAAAUAUCAUGUGCCCAGCAAAUUUGCGGCUACUCAAGCCUUAACAGAGCUAUUCGACGAGCCUCGCCAUGGACAAAUAGUCGAUUCAAUAGAAAAUCCUAUAGGUUCUGGUGGAGAAAGCUUAUUUGAAAAACAAUCCCAGGCAGCAGAAAGGAUAAUGAAUGAAGCUUAUAGAAUAGCGAGAACUGCUUCCAAACAUAACGAUUUAGAUCAGCUAAAACUACAGGCGGCCGAAUUACUUGAACCUUUGACAAUAAUUGGUGAUAAGGUAGAAUUAAAGACGGAUUUAUCUUUCUUUUACUGGGAGCCAGCACCUCCUAAAUGGAGCGUUCAGCCGAAUAUUGUCAAGGGAGUUAUGUGCCCUCUUUACGAGAGUGCUGCUGGCUUGGCGGAAUGGCAGAUUAAACAUGCAGAAAUGCUAGCUGCUGAAAGUGAAGAAAGCGAUUUAGAAGAUUAUAAUGCGGAAGAGGAAAAAGAAAGAGAGGCUGCUGAUUUUCGAAUAAAACUAACAAUAAACAAAGCCAAUUCACUUACUGAUUUGACAUCAAUUGUGACAAAAGCUAAAGAAGAAGACGAGAAGAAGAAACACGUAGAGGAAAUUGAAAGUGAGCAUAAAUCCACUAGUGGAGAGGAUGAAACAACUCUAAUAUCUCGGCCAUCCGACUCCCAUCCAAAGCCCCCAGUCACCCUUCGUUUUGGCGAAGAAAUUCAACCAAUCGAAAAGCGAACAGUGACGAAAGCAUAUAGUUGCCCUAAUUUCACUAAUCAUAUAGAAGAAGACGAUGUUCCCAUAAUUUUCCAGGAUUAUGGAACGGUUAUAGAAGAAAUAAAAAAUCAAAAAACUCAAUUAGAAGAUAGACGAAAGAAUGUGACUGAAAAAGUUGAUGAAGAGGAUGAAGUUGACACAACAGUUAAAAUAUCUUCGGAAAUUGAAUAUUUUACAGAUAGCGAUAAGAAAGAACUAACGCAAGUUUCUCUUAAGAAAUCUGCCAGCGAUUCUAAUAUUAGACAAACUUUAGCAGAGGAAGCCUUAGAGGCAGGUCGUAGUUAUGUUCUUUUACCACCGCAACCAAAACGAAAGAAAAAGAAUGCAAAAGACUGGAAAAGAAUAGAAGACAUGGAAAAGCUAUUUAUGACUACAAGACUACCCGAGCGUUGUUCAUCUCUACCUUUAUUACCUUUUGGUAGAAAGCAAUUAGAAAUCCAAUUAAGAGUUCCACAGAGGAUAAGAUCAAGGAAUCAAGGAAGCGAACCAGAUAUAUUUAACUUCGAGUCUUAUAAACAGAAACACAAUUUCAAACCAAAUAACGUGUCGUCCGAGAGGGAAUGGGUUCGUAGUAUUUGGAACGAUUGGUUCGACUACGUCUUUCCUCCAACACCAGUUGCGAGCGAAUCGGAAGAAGACGAUGAUAAUUUUUCAGACUAUCAAUCGGAUUUGGGAGAUAAACCAGAAAAAGAAAAGGAAGAGAAGUCGGUGGUGUACGAUGACGACAUUGUCUUGGAGCCAAUAUGUAAAGAUAAUGAGGACAGAGAGGUUGUUAUGGAAGCUCUAACUGCCGAAGUUGUACGUUUGAGCGAAAAGAUAGACAGCGAAGAGCAGGCGAAUGCUUACGACUAUUGUAGACGAGGGGCGAUAUUACGUAAACUCGGAAAUAUCCGUCAAGCCCUAUGGAAUUUAAAUAAGGCUAUCCGAUUAGAACCGACUUUAUUAGACGCUUAUUGGCAUAGACAUUUUAUUUACUUACUGCAAAAUAAACUGAAACUAGCUUCCGAAGAUUUAAACUUUAUAUUAAAAGUGAAUAAAAAGCAUGCUGAAGCUUUUAGAUCAAGAGCUGAAAUUUCAAAAGCUGAUGGUGAUUUAACAAUGGCUAUUGUCAAUUAUACUCAAGCUAUUAAAAUCAAUCCGACUGAUCAUGAAUCCUUCUAUCAGCGCGGUUUAAUGUAUGAGAAAAAGGGUGAUAUAUUAUUGGCAAUGGAAGAUUACGCCAACGUCAGUAGGUUAAAUCCAAAAAGAACGAUUGCCAUGUUUAAAAGGGCUAUGCAUCAUUUUAAAAAUGAAAACUGGGCUAAUGCUGUUAAUGAGUUUAGUGAAUUGCUUAGGCAUGAUAAUAGAAAUGCUGAUGCCUAUUUAUAUCGUGGUAGAGCUCACGGUAAUAUGUCAGAUUGGAGUGAUGCGAUUUUCGAUUUAACAACAUGCAUACAUCUAAAUCCAAAGUGUGCUCAGGCAUUUUAUUAUAGGGGUUGCCUUCUAAGAAGGUGCCAUCCUAAGCAAGCAUUACUCGAUUUCAGCGUCUCUUUAAUGAUAGACGACAGCCAUGAGAAUAUUUUGUCCUAUUUACAUCGAGGAAUACUUUACGAUGAAAUUGGACGUCACGAAGAUGCUAUUAUGGACUUCGAAGCUGUAGUAAAGUUGGACAGAGAUAUGGCCUGCGCCCAUGUAAAUCUCGGUUUAAUUUACCUAAACCGUAUGGGAAAUCCACACAGGGCUAUCAAAAAACUAACAGCUGCAAUUAAAGCAGACCCUACUUAUAUAAAGGCCUAUGUUUGUAGGGCAGAAGCUUAUACAAGACUAAACCAACAUAAACAAGCCUUACUAGAUUUUACUAGAGCUAUACACAUUCGCCCGGAUGUUCACAACUUUUAUUUAUUUCGAGGUGAACUUGUGAGGAAGCUCGGUAAUCUUCAACUGGCUUCCUUCUGCGUUAAACAAGCUGCAGAAUUGAAUAUAGGCCUUGGCACAAUGCCAACUCAACAGGCAAUAGUUCAAUCCUUCUUAAAAAAUUACGAUCAGGCUAUCGAAUGUUUAGAAACGGCUUGUAAAGCUAAUCCUCAAGUUGAGUUGCUACAGUUACUAGGUAAAACACAGAUGAAAGCUCAAAAAUGGUCAGAUGCUUGUACAAGUUUUCAAAAGGCACUUGAUUUACUUAGACCCUGGAAAGAUUCUGAAUCUUGGCCAAUUGAGGCAAGUGAAAUUCAUUUCUUAAUGGGACAAUGUUGUAUGGAAGAUAGGAAAUUCUUGAAUGCCCAACAAUCCUUCGAUCUAGCUAUUCAAAGUAAACCUAAUUACGCCGAAGCCUAUUAUCAGAGGGGUUUAGCAAAAAUUCAUAACAAGGAAAGAGCUAUCAAUGAUUUUAAUAAAGCCCUAGCUAUAUCACCAAAUCUCUUUGAGGCCUACUUAUGCAGAGCAUGUUAUUACGGUAUGAAGAAUAAUUAUAAGAAGGCUAUUUUAAAUUGUAACGAAGCUUUGAAGAUACAACCCAAAAGCGUUAGAGCGUUACUUUAUAGGGGAGCUUUAAAAUAUCACAUCAAAGCCUAUAAAUUGGCUAUUUUCGAUUUAACCAUAGCAAUUAAUUACUUACCAACCAGUGCAAUAAUCUAUUUCAACAGAGCUUUAUGCUACGAUGCCAGUGGAUACUAUCAAGAGGCCCUCAGGGAUUAUAGUAUCGUAUUAACUCUGGGUGAUAAAUUAGAAAUGCAAGUUCUAACUAACAGGGCAUUAGUUUACAUGAAAUUGAAUGAUCAUAAUAAUGCCGUUAAUGAUUUGUUUCUUGUGGAAAAGAUAACACCGUCUGAUGUGGCUAUCCUAUUCACAAUUGGCAUCUGUUUGCAUAGGCUGAGGAAGUUGGAGGAGGCCGUUAAGUAUUUUACCAGAGUACUAUCAUAUAGGAAGCUAGAUUUGAACGCCCUCGUUGCUAGGGGUAACGUUUUUCUGGAUUAUGGUAACGAGCUGGGAUUACUAUAUGCAAAACGCGAUUAUGCGAGGGCAAUUUCGUUGAAAGCCGACUACAUCCCCGCUAGAAUUAAUUUAGCCUAUGCACUUCAAGUUUAUGGACACUACCAGAGAGCUUGGCACCAAUUUACCGCUUGCAUAGAAAUCGAUUCUAAGUGUCAAAGGGCAUACGAAGGAAGGUCUAUUAUUAAUUUACAAAUGUCCGAUUUCUUCGCCGCAUUCCAGGAUAUUAACGCCGCAAUACGCUGCCAUCCAACAGCCGAAUUGUAUAAUAAUAGAGGAGUAAUAUUCGAAUUGACUAGGGAUGGACAGAAUGCAAUGGCAAACUAUAAAAAGGCCAUAGAAAUUGAUUCAAGCUACUCUCUAUCUUAUUAUAAUGCCGCAAAUAUUUACAUGAGGCAAAAACAAUACUCUCAGGCUCUUACCUAUUUAGACAAUGCUCUUAAAUGGGAUCCAUCUUCGGAAUCGGCAUACCUAAACAGAGCUAUUGUAAAGGUAUUUUUGAAAGACAUGAAAUCAGCCUUAAAAGACAUGAAUCAAGCUGUACGUUUAGCUCCUCGAGCAGCAAUUAAUUACUUAAACAGAGCAAACAUCAAUAGAUCUAUUGGAAAGUUGAUAGAAGCAGAAAGAGAUUAUUCAAAAGCCCUACACCUGCAACCCGACGAUCCGUUAGUUCAUAAGAGAAGAGCAGACACUAGAGCUAUGUUGAAUAGAAAAGAUUCAGCAAUGGAAGACUAUAAACGAGCAAUUGAUCUUGAAACAAAAAAUUUGGUUCGGAUAUCAGUAUAA
Molecule: messenger RNA, 6001 nt
Organism: Dimorphilus gyrociliatus
Lineage: Eukaryota; Metazoa; Annelida; Polychaeta; Dinophilidae
Source: the annotation of a GenBank genome assembly